CAGCUGUCACACCGUGGGUUAGGAUGGCUGAGGAGGAGGGUGAUGUGGACGAGGAGGAUGUGUUCCUGGCCUUUGCCCGGAGGCCCUCUCCUCCCAGGGGUCCCCUGCGGCAGGCCAUGGACAAGGCCUUCUUCAUCUUCCUGGUCCUCAUCCUGACACUACUGACGCUGGAGGCUGUUUAUAAGCUGCUGUGGCUGUUACCAUGGGCAAAGUUUGGGGACUGGCUCCUGAGAACACCGCAGAUGGAGGAGGAGCUGGAACUGUGA
This is a messenger RNA of Kogia breviceps (pygmy sperm whale), 266 nucleotides long. It is a transcript of the gene SMIM40, whose product is annotated as small integral membrane protein 40. NCBI's taxonomy places the organism in Eukaryota, Metazoa, Chordata, Mammalia, Artiodactyla, Physeteridae. The record is from RefSeq and is a predicted model, not a curated record.